Penicillium longicatenatum is the source of this 1950-nucleotide messenger RNA. RefSeq names its product flavin-containing monooxygenase. Gene Ontology annotation, molecular function: oxidoreductase activity. The coding region runs from base 1 to 1950 and encodes 649 amino acids. The transcript has a single exon. The record is from RefSeq and is a predicted model, not a curated record. Lineage: Eukaryota; Fungi; Ascomycota; Eurotiomycetes; Eurotiales; Aspergillaceae.
AUGUUCAGCCCCAGCAGUGAGAACAAGGUCUCUCUAGUCACUUCUAAUGAGAAACGCGAGCUUGAACUAGCCCAAAUGAAAGCUCGCUACAAGGAAGAGAGAGAGAAACGUCUCCGUGAUGACGGAAACGCACAGUUCAUUGAAGUCGCAAAGUCUCCUCAGUAUGAACGUUUCGCCGAUGACCCAUGGAUUGACCCGGCAGCAGUGCAGCCUCCUCUUCAAGAGAAGUUCCCCGAUAACCGAAGCGAGAUGCUGAUCGUCGGUGCCGGAUGGGGUGGGGUACAACAUGCUAUCCGUAUGAUUCAGACGGGCAUACCUGCCGAAGAUAUUCGCAUUAUCGACCCAGCUGGUGGCUUCGGGGGCACUUGGUACUGGAAUCGGUACCCCGGGCUUAUGUGCGAUAUUGAGAGCUACACCUAUCUUCCAUACCUGGAGGAGACGGGAUACGUACCCAAAAACCGUUAUUCAGAAGGUGAAGAGAUCCGGGAGUACGUUAAUCUUGUUGCGCGGAAAUGGGGACUGGUAGACUCUGCUGUUUUCCAAACCCAGGCACAGAAGAUGGUGUGGGAUGAAGAUGCCAAAGAAUGGUUGGUUGAUCUUAUCCAAUAUCGCAAGGGCCAAUCGCCAGAGACUCUCCAGAUUCGUUCUAAAUUUGUCACUAUUGCUGCUGGCGUGCUCAACUGGCCGAAGCUGCCGAACAUCCCGGGGAUUCUGGACUACCAGGGUGAUAUGUUUCAUUCUGCUCGUUGGGCAUAUGAUAUCACUGGUGGAUCUCCAAAAGACCCAUCACUCACCAAGUUAAAGGACAAGCGGGUGAUUAUUGUCGGCACAGGAGCGACAGCGGUACAGAUUGUCCCACGGCUCGCGGAAUGGUGCAAGCAUCUCUACGUUGUACAGCGGACGCCGGCCUCUGUGGAUGUUCGUGAUCAGCGAGAGACUAGUGAGGCAUGGUUCUAUGAAGAGGUUGCACGAUCGAAAGGAUGGCAAAGAGAACGAAUUCGCAACUUCCACCAACAUUUCACUCCUAGCGAGAGCGAGCUACCAGCAGUCAACCUAGUCAAUGAUGGAUGGACUCGCGCUCCUGGCCUCGUCGGUCUGACUGGGUAUACAGAGGGACCCAAAUCACCCGAAGAAAUCCCAGCAUACGUGACAAGACUGAUUGAAAUCGACGCCCCCCGUCAAAGCCGCAUUCACGCUCGUGUGGACCAAGAGGUGCAGGAUCCUGCCAUUGCAGAAAAAUUGAAACCCUGGUAUCCUGUAUGGUGUAAGCGUCCUCUAUUUCACGACGACUACCUCAAGACCUUCAACCGAGACAACGUGACUCUUGUUGAUACCGACGGCAAAGGAAUCGACCGGAUGACGACGGACUCUCUUAUUAUUGGCGAGGAGACCUACCAAGCCGAUAUAGUCGUCUUUGCAACAGGCUUCCUUGCUCCGCCUGCUGGCACGCCAGCCGAAAAAGCAAACAUGUCAGUCAUAGGGUUGAACGGGGUCUCCAUGAGCGAGGAGUGGUCUCGCUUCGGGCCUACAACACUGCAUGGUGUCAUCGAUGCCAAAUUCCCCAAUUUAUUCCUCUCCGGACCUAACCAGGCUUCCACAAGCGGAAACUAUCGCUUUAGCCUCGAUGAGUACGCCAAACAUGUAUCGUACAUAUUGGCCGAAGCAAAGCGAAGAGCUAAUAAUGCGCACUUCGUGGUCGCACCGUCUGAUGAAGCAGCAGAAGAUUGGGCCAUGCAAGUUUUGAUGCGUUCUGCACCACUUAGCGUUGCAAUCGGAUGCACGCCGGGGUACUUCAAUCUAGAGGGUGACCUUGAUCGUGUGUUACAAGAGCCCGAGCGACAGAUGGUCCUAGCGCGGUCAAGUAUUUGGGGCUCAGGGAUCGAGCAUUGGCUUGAUGUUAUUGAGAAGUGGCGAGCCGACGGCGACAUGAGGGGUAUUGUGAUGCGUUGA